AUGUCAUCUUCAACAUCAGAUUCAUUUUUAACUACUCCAUUAUCUAAUAAAGUAACCGGUUAUGUAUCUUAUAUUCAAAAAAAAAAAUAUUUUACAGAACAACGUGUUCAUUCUAUGCGUCAAUUCUUUUUUCGUUUUGUUGGAGUUUCUGUUAUAUUAUAUUUUAUUUUUCAAUUACUUCUUUUAUUUAAUUUUCUUCUUAAAUUAAUAUUCCGUUUAUUAUUUCAAAUAUUCUCAAUUAUUAUUUUGCUUCUAUCAAAAUUUAUUCAACUAUUAUUACCUAAAACAACCAAUUAUAAUAUAUUAUUUUUCUUCAUUGGAUUUUGUUCAAUCUUAUCUUUUUUUAUUGCUAAAUUUUCACAUAAAAAUAUUGAAAUACAUCUUGGAAAACGUUACAAAUUAAUAAAACGUUAUUCAUUUAUGUUUACAUUCAUCACUCUUCUUCUUUUACAAUCUGUAUUAAUUCUUUUACCUACAACUGCAUCCAUACAAGAACAACGGAAAUUAUCCUCGACUCCAGUUCUUUUCAAGGAAGCAGUAAUAAAAUUGUCUGAGCAAAAAAUUGUUGGAACUACUGUACAAGAUAAUGCUUUUACAAAUGAUUUGAAAAAAAUUAAAAGAGAAUUAAAUGACAGGAAACGAGAAGAACAUAAUUCAAUUAAUGGUGGAAUAAAAACAAAUGAAAAUGGAAAAACUCCCGACGGAAAACAGAUGAUUAAUCUUGACAUCGAGUUGUCUUCUUCUCUUGGAAAAGACUCAGAAAUUGAAUCUAAUGUUGAAGAUGAUCAUUCAUAUUUAAUUAAUCACGCAAAUCAAGACAUAAGCACAGACGAAAAAUCAACUGUAUAUUUACGAAAUAAAAUUUCUCCCGGUGAAGCAGUAUUCAAACAAAAAGGAAACAAUCAGGCCGAUUCUGCUAAAGAAAUAAGUUCGAAUAUCCUGGAAAAAUCAUCUAAAUUUAUUCAAGAAAAACCUAAACAGAUCAAAGAAUUUCUAUCGGAUAUAUUAAAAGAAGAAAAAGACGGUAUAGUAAUAUUUCAUCAAAAAUUGAAUAAUUGGCUUGAUGAAGCUUGGAAUAUUUGGCAUCAAACUAAACUUGAUUUUCAAAACCUUUUCUCUUUAACAACUAAACAUACACAACAUUUACCUCGAUAUAAUGUUAGUUCAAUCUAUACAGCUUAUACUGAUCUUAAUUGUUAUGAUUAUACAAAAACAACUUAUGAUUAUUUUUUACCUAAACAAAAAUAUAUAUAUUUUCUUAAUACUUAUCGUCGUUAUUCACCGUUUCCUGUCUAUUUAUCUAUAUUAAAAUCUAAUGGACCAAAAUGUUAUCGGCAUUAUCCAAAUUCAUCAUGUGCAGUUAAUUCAAAAUUAAUUUUCUCAAAUUUAAAAGAAAAUUUAUAUCGAUUUGCAAAAUUUUCAAUUAUUAUUUGUUUACCAAUUAUUAUUUUAUUAAUUAUAUCGAAAAAUUUAAAAUACGGUCAAUAUCAUAAAAAGAAUGAACAAUUAUCCAAUGAAAAUCAACAAAUUAUGUCAAAUAAGACAGACAAUUUAUCAUUACAACAAACAUCUGCAAUUAUAAAUAAUAAUAAUAAUAAUAUUAAUUAUGUAUUAGAUGAAAAAAUUGAAAAAGAAUUACAUUCAUGGCUUGAAUAUGAACAAAAUGAUGGUUAUCAAAAUCUUAGUGAAGCAUGUCGAAUUGCAUUAAAUAAGACAUUUUCGAAAAAUAAUGAACAACUGAAUAUAGAAACAUUACAAUUUUCUAAUGCAAAAAUUCAUGAUGUUUCUCAAGCAUCAGUUGAAACGAUUGUCAUCCAUGCAGUACUCGAUAUUGUGCAUUUAAUUUUUAAUAUUGUUAAUAUAGCAAAAUGUCAACAUUAUUCAAUUGAAAUACCAAAAUUAACUGGUAACCUUGAAAUUUUCCUGACUAGUUCUACAAAUAAAUAUUCAAUUGAAGUUAAAUUUAAACAAAUUGAAAUUGAUAAUGCUGAAAUUAUUGAUUCGAAAAAUAUUUUAUCAUCUGAUGACAAAGAAUCAAUUAUUAAAUUAUUUAAAGAAAUAAUUCGGCAAACUGUUGUUCAACUUUGUUGUCAUCUAUCAUCAGAUCAUCAAGAAAAUAUUGUUAAUGAAUCGAAGAUUGUUACUUCAAAGGAACCAUCUAUUCAACAAAUUUCACCUGAACCUUCUCAAGUCUAUCAGCCAUAUGAAAUCCCUCUUCUACCAACAAUUAGUGAAAAUAAUCAAGAACUAUUGCCUGAAAAAGAAGCAAAAAAAUUACUUGUUCGCAUUGUUAAAGCUGUUAAAUUACACGAUGUUGAACAACCAUUUUGUAUUGUUGAAUUAAAUCAACCUAAACAAAUUCAUCAAACAAGUAUUGCAAAAAAUGGUCUUAAUCCUUUUUGGGAUGAAGCUUUUCUAUUCGAUAGUAACGAUAAAAGUAAUCAAAUACGUUUAAAAAUUAUCGAUCGUAAAAAACCAAAUAAAAAACAUAAUAAUCAUAUCAGUUUGUUCAUUCAUUUAUUCUUUCUUCCUUAUUUAAUUUAUUUUAUUUUUUCCUUUUUUCCAAGUUGA
Messenger RNA from Rotaria sp. Silwood2, 2571 nucleotides. NCBI's taxonomy places the organism in Eukaryota, Metazoa, Rotifera, Eurotatoria, Philodinida, Philodinidae. The record is from the annotation of a GenBank genome assembly.